AUGGCUGUCAUGGAUCCCUUCACCGCCGACCUACUUUCGGGUCCUUCCCUCCCCGGCGCCUUCUCAUGCGCCGCCGACCACCGCAUGGAGUUUGACGACGCCUACCUCCGGGCGAUCGGCGCACUCCCUCCUCUUCCGACUGUCCACCUCGCUCCCCCCCACCUCCACCACGCCGCGCUCAAAGAUUCCGUGGAGCUCCCGGCGACGCUGUAUGCCGCCACAGUCGACGCCCAUCUUUUUCCCCCGCCGUUCGAGGUGCCCUUGCCGUCCCUGCUUCCGGACCGCGUCGUCCCGGACUCCAAGAACACGGCGGCACGCCCGCAUCUGUCCGGCUUCGAAUUCGCUCCCACGCCCGCCGAUCACGCCGCCGCACUCGAAUGUUCCGUGGAGCUCCCGGCGACGUGCCAGCUGUACGCCGCCGCACUCGACGCCCAUCUUUUUCACCCAUCCUUGGAGGUGCCCGCACCGUCCCUGCUCCCGGACCGCGUCGUCCCGGACUGCAAGAACUUGGCCACGCGUCCGCGGCUCUCCGACUACGACAUUGACAUCGACUUCAACCUCCGGGAGAUGGAGAAGAACGUCGAGGAGCGGCCUUCGCCGGACUACCUGAACACGGUGCAGGGAGAUCGGAUGAGCCCAUCGAUGCGUGCCACCCUCGUCUUCUGGAUGGACGACUUCACCCGGCACUACGACCUGGCCCCUGGCACGCUUCACCGCGCCGUCUCCUACGUCGACCGCGUCCUGUCGGCGCGAACCUUGUCUACAGCUCGCACGGACAUGGAGUAUGAGCUCUGUCUCCUGGGCGCCACGGCCGUCUUCACCGCCGCCAAAUACGAGGAGCGGGGCACCAGAUUCAAGGUGAACGCCGCGAAAAUUGCCGACGACUGUGGGUUCGCCACCAGCAAGGAGGUGACCGACAUGGAGUGCAAGAUGUUUGCGGCGCUCCGGUACGAGCUCAGCGGACCAACGGCCUACACGUUCGUGGACCACUUCACCAGGUACAACAACGGAGAGCGCGAGCUGGAGGUUCAGAGGUUGGCGCAUCAGCUCGCCGAAACAUCGCUGGUGGACUACAGAUGCCUGCAGCUCAUGCCGUCCGCCGUGGCGGCGUCGGCGGUCUUUCUCGCCAGGCUGAUCUUGAACCCAAUGGCCAGCCAGGUGCAGAAGUGGAACAGGGAAUUCACGAAGCUGACAGGGUACAAGCCCACAGACCUCAUCCUUGGCAUUCAGUCCUUGUACAUGAUGAAUCCCGAUCCUCGCUUCGUGAUCUUGCCAGAGUUCUUGUAA
Messenger RNA from Triticum dicoccoides, 1287 nucleotides. Its product is annotated as putative cyclin-F2-1. Bases 1 to 1287 code for a protein of 428 amino acids. The transcript has 2 exons. The record is from RefSeq and is a predicted model, not a curated record. NCBI's taxonomy places the organism in Eukaryota, Viridiplantae, Streptophyta, Magnoliopsida, Poales, Poaceae.